This is a messenger RNA of Diplodia corticola, 936 nucleotides long. Its product is annotated as pq loop repeat protein. The record is from RefSeq and is a predicted model, not a curated record. NCBI's taxonomy places the organism in Eukaryota, Fungi, Ascomycota, Dothideomycetes, Botryosphaeriales, Botryosphaeriaceae. The coding region runs from base 1 to 936 and encodes 311 amino acids. The transcript has 3 exons.
AUGGAUGUCCCAAUUGCCGCCAACGUGCUCGGCACCAUCGGCGCGAUCUGCUGGUCCAUCCAACUCAUCCCCCAAAUCGUCAUCAACCACCGCCGGCACCACGCCGCCGGCCUCCAACCCGCCAUGAUGAUGUGGUGGGCCGUCGCCGGCGUCCCCCUCGGCGUCUACAACAUCGUGUCCGGCUUCCCCGUCGCGCUGCAGGUCCAGCCGCAGCUGCUCUCGCUGCUCUCCCUCGCCACCUGGAUCCAGUGCCACCACUACCAGCGGCGCUGGCCGCUCGCGCGCUCGCUCGGCGUCGUCCUGCCCGUCGCGUGCGCCUUGGCGGGCGUCGAGGCGGGGCUGGUCGUCGCGCUGCGCCAUGGCGUCGGGGUCGGGACGCGGUGGCCGUUGCAGCUGAUGGCGGGGCUGGCGGCGGGGGCGCUGGCGGCGGGCGUGUUGCGGCAUUAUUGGGAUAUUUGGCGGUGGCGGACGGUGAGGGGGAUUUCGUUUUUGUUUGUGGGCAUCGAUGCGGCGGGGGAUCUGUUCAGUCUGGUUGCGGUGUUGUUUCAGCCGGGCGAGCUGGAUGUGCUGGGGCUGGUUACGUAUGGGGUUGAGUUGGCGCUGUGGUUGGGCGUGUUUGCGUGCGGGGGGUAUUUCAACUUGUGGCCGUGGUUGAUGAAGAGGAGUAGGAUGAGGGCGGCGGGUGGCGGCGGUGAGAAUGGGGAGAGUGGUUCUGAUGCUGCUGCUGCUGCUGCUCAAUCUGAGAGCGGCGACGAUGGGGGAGUGGACACGUCCGUCUCGGGACAGGGUGUGGCGGAGAGCAGUGCGGUGGAGUUGCAUGACCUGCCGUCGUCGACCUCUGUGUUUAGGACGCCGUCAUGUGAGCUGGCCCUCGCGAGAUCAAGGACUGGCGGGAGUCGAAGAUCAGAUGGAAGGUCAGGAAGUGUGGCAUGUUAG